This is a messenger RNA of Budorcas taxicolor (takin), 2328 nucleotides long. RefSeq names its product BRCA1 associated RING domain 1 (gene BARD1). The transcript is spliced from 11 exons. The record is from RefSeq and is a predicted model, not a curated record. The coding region runs from base 1 to 2328 and encodes 775 amino acids. NCBI's taxonomy places the organism in Eukaryota, Metazoa, Chordata, Mammalia, Artiodactyla, Bovidae. Gene Ontology annotation, molecular function: protein binding.
AUGCAGGGGAACCGGCAGCCGAGGGUCCGCUCUGGGAACCAGUCUCAUCCUGCGCCCGCCAUGAAGCCGGCAGGUCGCGGGGCCUGGGCCCACAGCCGCGCCGCGCUUGACCGGCUGGAGAAGCUGCUGCGCUGCUCACGCUGCACUAAUAUUCUGAGGGAGCCUGUGUGCUUAGGCGGAUGUGAGCACAUCUUCUGUAGUUAUUGUGUAAGUGACUGCAUUGGAAGUCAAUGUCCAGUGUGUUAUACCCCAGCCUGGAUACAAGAUGUGAAGAUAAACAGACAGCUGGACAGCAUGAUCCAGCUCUGUAGUAAGCUUCGGAAUUUGCUGCACGACACUGAUCUUUCAGAUUUGAAAGAAGAAACAUCUAGGAAACGUUUAUUUAAAGAUGCACAAAGUAAGAAGAAUUCAAUAAAAAUGUGGUUUAGUCCUCGAAGUAAGAAAGUCAGAUAUACUGUGAGUAAACUUUCAGUGCAAACCCACCCUUCUGUGAAAAAUGAUGAAAAUGCUCAGCAGACCUCCAUGUACGAAUUUGUCUCUAUGACCCCUCCGGUGGAGGUUUCUGAGAGGCCUAAGAAGCCUUCCACAAAAUCUAGAAAAAAACAGAAAAAGAAAACCUUAGCUGAAGUCAACCAAAAAUGGAAUUUAGAGGCAGAAAAGGAAGAUGGUGACCUUGACUCCAAAGAGGAAAGUAAGGAAAAGCUGGUAUCCUUCUGUAGCCAACCAUCUGUGAUUCCUAACCUGCAGAUAAAUGGUGAAAUAGACUUACUAGCAAGUGGGUCCGUUACAGAAUCUGAAUGUUUCGGAAGCUUGGCUGAAGUCUUUUUACCAUUGGCUGAGCAUAUAGAGUCUCCAGAAAUUGAAAGCAAGGAUGAAGUAGUGACUCCUGAAAAGACAGUCUCUGCAAACUGUCUUCCAUCCGAGAAAUCUUUGCCAUCAGGUUGUAAUGGGAAGCGUGGGCAACACAACAGAAUUUCCAGUCCUGUUUCUAAGAGAUGCAGAAGCAGCAGUCAGAGCACUGGUGGAAACUCUGUUAAGCCAGCAGUGCUCUCAGAAAACAUGCCAUUGCCUGCAUGUUCUUCACCACCUUCAAACAAAAAAGCUGGGGACACAUUAAGGAGGAGAAGCCAUACUAUCUUGGAUGAAUCCAUUAGCCUGUCACCAGGUACGCCGCCUUCUGCCCUGAACAGUCCAAGUUACAGACGAAUGAUGUGUAGUCCCUCAGCAACAAAGCUGUGGCCCAUUAGCCUUACAGCUGUGAAGAGAAAUCAUCGAGGAGAGACUUUGCUCCAUAUUGCUUCAAUUAAGGGCGACAUCCCUUCUGUUGAAUACCUCUUACAAAGUGGAAGUGACCCCAAUGUUAAAGACCAUGCUGGAUGGACACCAUUGCAUGAAGCCUGCAAUCAUGGGCACCUGAAGGUGGUGGAAUUGCUGCUCCAGCACAAGGCGUUGGUAAACACCACUGGGUAUCAGAACGACUCACCCCUUCAUGACGCAGUGAAGAAUGGGCAUGCGGACAUUGUCAAGCUGUUACUCGCCUAUGGAGCCUCCAGGGAGGCAGUCAACAUAUUUGGUCUGCGGCCUGUGGAUUAUGCAGACAGUAAAGAUAUGAAAUCACUGUUGCUGCUACCGGAGAAGAAGGCGUCCUCAUCAAUCAGCCAUUGCUUAGUAGUAAACACUGGUCAGCGUCGGGAUGGGCCUCUUGCACUUAUAGGCAGUGGACUUUCUUCUGAACAACAGAAAAUGCUCAGUGAGCUUGUAACGAUUCUUAAGGCUAAAAAAUGUGCUGAGUUUGACAGUACAGUAACUCAUGUCAUUGUUCCUGGUGAUACAGUUCAAAGCACCCUGAAAUGUAUGCUUGGAAUUCUCAGUGGAUGCUGGAUCCUAAAAUUUGAAUGGGUGAAAGCAUGUCUACAAAGCAAAGAAUGUGAACAGGAAGAAAAGUAUGAAAUUCCUGAAGGACCACAGAAAAGCAGGCUCAACAGAGAACAGCUGUUGCCAAAGCUGUUUGAUGGAUGUUACUUCUAUUUGGGGGGAACCUUCAAACACCAUCCAAAGGACAACCUUAUUAAGCUUGUUGCUGCCGGUGGGGGCCAGAUCCUCAUUAGAAAGCCCAAGCCAGACAGUGACGUGACUCAAACCAUCAAUACAGUUGCGUACCAUGCCAAACCUGAUUCUGAUCAGCGCUUCUGCACACAGUAUAUCAUCUAUGAGGACUUGUCUAAUUAUCGCCCAGAAAGGGUUCGGCAGGGCAAAGUCUGGAUGGCUCCUUCCAGCUGGUUUAUAGAUUGUGUGAUGUCCUUUGAGUUGCUCCCUCUUGACAACUGA